This is a messenger RNA of Rosa rugosa (rugosa rose), 16575 nucleotides long. RefSeq lists its product as uncharacterized. Bases 284 to 16198 code for a protein of 5304 amino acids. The transcript is spliced from 30 exons. Lineage: Eukaryota; Viridiplantae; Streptophyta; Magnoliopsida; Rosales; Rosaceae. The record is from RefSeq and is a predicted model, not a curated record.
CAAGGCCAUGUGAGAGAUUCAAUCAGUUUCAGUAGGGGCCAUUUCAUUAGUGGGCAGCCAACUCAUGCAUUACCAAAUAGGCAGUGGCAAUUUUGUCAGCUAUUGGCUGCUUUUUCCCAACAUUACUAUCAAAGAGCUUGAUUACCACACUUAACUAAUGAUCAACAACAGACUCAUUGUGUUCUAAGCCUCCCUCUAUAAAGAUUGUCAGCAAUACAGAUCAUAAAAGCACAGGCAAAGUAUAUGAGCGAAAGUUUCUUGAUGCGAGUUAGAAUCCGGUACCAUGGCAACGGAAGCUGAUGUUCCAGAAGCUAUAUGUAUCGAGAAGGGAGAAGGGGUAGACAGAAGCUUGGCAAUCGAACAGUUAGACAAAACUGUCGACCAAUGUUUUCCAGUUGAAUUGAACAAAUCCAAAGGUGACUUGGAUCAGCAUCCUGAAAUUCACACUGACAAACCUUUUGCAGAUGGUGAAAAUGUACAGGUAGAAUAUAGUAUGAAAGUUGAAAGCAAGAAUAACAGCUUUGGAAUUUCGGAGGGUGAACAUUUUUUGGACCCACUCUCGGAGAUUUCCCAAGCCGACCAAUCAAAUCAAGCAGGAAUGGAGAUACCAAAGAAUGAAGCGCAGCUUCAGAAAGGCACACAAGUUGGUGGGGGUGUAGAAGAAACAGGCACUGAAGAAAAUGAAGUCAUUGAAGAAAGAAAGGAGAAGCUCGAACAAGAUGUUGAAAAGCAUGACAUUGUAAAUGCUGCAGGAAUCAUUUCAGUGAUGGCGAAAACUGGAGAUGCAAACCUCGAAGUUGAAGAAGUGGAAGCAUCAACAAACGAGACAACUGUUGAUCAACAUGUUCAAGUAAUCUCAAAUCAACAGGACUCCAUCAAAGAAGAUGUACAGUGUCUUGAAAAGGAGGCAGAGAGUUCAGAGGUAGAUACAAAAGGAGCAGAAAAGGCAUCAGGCAAUGGUGAAUCAUACAGUAAAGAAGCUUCCGAUCUGCUAGAGGCAACCACAUUUCAAGAGUACGAAGCUUCAACUUCUACUCUUGAUUUGACGAACAGCAGCCUCAAGAAGGACAUGGAAUUGGAGACAAAUGUACACAAUUCCUCCGAUACAAAUCCCAUAUUACAAGAAGAAUUUGAAGAAGGAACUAGCACAAAGGUAACAUCAAAUGAUGAAGAAGAUUCACAGCAGACAUUGCAGAAUUAUGAACUGAAAGAGGAGCUUCAAAAAUUGCCAGAGGUGACGCCUGAAGAUGCUAAGACAGAAUCAGCAAUGGAGAAUGCAGAAGUAAUAUCCUGCACAGAACAGGAAAGAACAAUGCAGAGCACACCAGAAUACUCGGAGAAAGAAGAGGCAAACCCUGUGCAUUGUCCAAAAGAAAAUGCCACUAUGACUGAGGAGGUGUUUGAGGCUGCAAGCACAGAACAAGAAACUGCAGAACAUGCAUUACCAGAAAUCCAUACCGCUGAGAACCACCCUCAAGAGUUCAAUGAAGAAAAAUCCAGAGAUUAUCAGGCAUCCGUUGAGGCAGCUUACUUGAGUACAGAUACAGAUGAAAAGAACUUGGAGGAACAAGCCAUUCAAGAAAAGUCUUCUUCAUUGGUAGAAGAAGAAACAACUCAGCAAAUCUCAAGGGAAGAAGAAGUGCACGCAACAAAUUCAAAAGAAGAGGAAAAGGAAGCAGAUACAAAAUGUGAAGAACCCAUUGAAGUAGCAGAUGCUACAAGAGAAAUAGAAUUUGAAACCAUAGAGCAGCGAACAGAGACAAAUAAAGACCUCAAUGUUCCAAUUCCAGAGGAAGAAGCCUAUGCAGAGGAAAGCACCAAAGCAUUUGUUCAAAAUAACUCCUUUCUCUCUGAGGUAUCUGAAGUAAAGACCAAGGAAAUUAUUCAGGAGGAUCACCCCACAGUAGGCGAUUAUGGCCUUGUGUCUGGAGAAGUGAGUCAAGUAUCAGCAUCGAAGGAAGCUGAAGCUGAAAACGAGGAGCAUGUCAACAAUACUCCUGAAGAAAAGGGACUACAAACCAUCUUAACAGAUGAGACGGUCGUGGAAACCGAAGAUCAUGCACAAGCAGGGGAAAAUCUAACCUCAAAAGAGAAGAUAGAAAAGGAGAUUCAAACAGCAGAAGGUGAAGGGGAAAGAGACUUGAAAGAAAUCGAAGAAGAAAACAAGGAGCCUGUAGAUAAUGCCGGUAUUGCUCCUGAAGAGGGUCUAGCAACCAUCUUAACAGAUCAAUCAGCCUUGCAAAUUGAAGAUAUUGAGUUACAUGCAGAAGAAAAUGUUAAUUCAAAAGAUAAAUCGGAGGAACAAAUUCCGACAGUUGCAGAUGAAGGUGGAAAUGGUUUGAUAGAAGCACAAACAGAAAACAAUGAGCAGGUUACAGAUACGGAUAUUGCUUCUGAAGAGAAGGGUCUAGAAACCAUUUUAACAGAUGAAAUGGCCCUAGAUAUUAAAGAUAUCGAUGUACAAGCAGAGAAAGAUUUCAGGUCAAAAGAGAGCUCGGAGAAGCAGGUUCCAGUAGUAGCAGAUGAAGGUGACACGUGCUUGAAGGAAGCUGAAGAAGAGAAGGAGCAGGAGACUCUACCUACCAUCUUAAAAGGUGAACCACCAUUGGACAUUGAAGUUAUUGAUGUACAAGCAGAGGAAAGUUUCAGUCCUCAAGAGAAGUUGGAGGAGCUGAUUCCAGCAGUAGCAGAUGAAGGUGACACAGGCUUGAAGGAAGCCGAAGAAGAGAACAAGGAGCAGGUCAAAAUUACUGACAGUGCUCCUGAAGUGAAGGUUACCAUCGGCGAAAGAGCCUUGGACAAUGAAGAUAUUGAGUUACAAGUAGAGGAAAUUGUCAGCUCAAAAGAUAACUUGGAGAAGCAGAUUCCAACAACAGCACUCGAAGGUGACACAGGCUUGAAGGAACCCGAAGAAGAAAACAAGGAGCAGGUCAAAAGCAUUGAUAUUUCUACUGAAGAGAAGGGUCUGGCAACCAUCUUAACAGAUGAAACAACCCACAAUGCUGAAGAUACCGAUGUAGAAGGAGGCGAAUAUAUCAAAUCAAAAGAUAUUGAGGGUGAAAGUUGCUCCACGGAACCCCAAGAAGAAAACAAGGAGGAGAAAGUCACAUAUACUGGCAUUACUCCUGAAGGGACAAUUUUAAACUCACAAGAGAAACUGGAGGAGCAGGUUCCAGUAGUAGCAGAUGAAGGUGACACAGGCUUGAAUGAAGCUGAAGAAGAAAACAAGGAGCAGAUCAAAGGUAAAGAUACCUCUCCUGAAGAGAAGGGUCUACCAAUCAUCUCAACAGAUGACACGGCAUUGGACAGUGUCAAAAUUGAGUUACAAUCAGAGGAAAAUGUCAGCUCAACAGAUAACUUGGAGAAGCAAAUUCCAACAGAAGAAGCUGAACGUGGCUUAACAGAAACUGAAGCAGAAAACAAGGAGCAGGCCACCAUUACUGAUAUUACUCCUGAAGUGAAAAGUGUACCGACCACCUUGACAGAUCAAACAGCCUUGGACAGUGAAAAAAUUGAGUUGCAUGCAGAGGAAAAUGUCAACUCAACAGAUUACUUGGAGAAGCAAAUUCCAACAGCAGCAGAUGAAGGUGAAGAUAUCUUGACAGAAGCCGAAGCAGAAAGCAAGGAGCAGGUCACCAUUAAUGAUAUUACUCCUGAAGAGAAGGGUGUAGUAACCAUCUUAACAGAUGAAAGAUCCUUGGAAAUUGAGGAUAUCGAUGUACAAGCAGAGGAAUCUUCUAACUCAAAAGAGAACUUGGAGGAGGAGAUUUCAGCAGCAUCAGUAUUGGGUGACACAUGCGUGAAGGAAGACGAAGAGGAGAGCACGGAGCAGGUCAAAAGCAGUAAUAGCUCUCAUGAAGGAAAGGGUCUGGCAACCAUCUUAACAGAAGAAACGACCCAAGACAUUGAAUAUACUGAUGUAAAAGCAGGAGCGGAUUUCAACUCGGGAGAUAUUUUGGAGAAGCAGAUUCCAACAGCUGUAUAUGAAGGUGAAACAGACUCGAAGGAAGUGGAAGCAGAAAAUAAGGAGCAGGUAGAAACUACUGAGAUAGCUCCUGAAGAGAAAGGUCUGGCAACCAUCUUAAUUGAUGAAACUGCCGAGGGCAUUGAAGUUAUUGAUGUACAAGCAGGGGAAAUCAACUCGAAAGAGGUCUUGGAGAAGCAGAUUCCAACAGCUGUAGAUGAAGGUGAAACAGACUUAAAGGAAGCUGAAGCAGACAUCAAGGAGCAGGUAGAGACUACUGAUAUUGUUCCUGAACAAAAGGGUGUAGAAACCAUCUUAAGCGAUGAAAGGGCCCUGGACCUUGAAGACGUUCAUGUACAAGAACAAGAGAAUUUCAACUCUAAUGAGAACUUGGAAAGUCAGAUUCCAACAACAGUAGGUGAAGGUGAAACAGACUUGAAUGAAGGGGAAGCUGAAAUCAAGGAGCAGGUAAAAUGUACUGAAACUGCUGUUGAAGAGAAGGAUGUAACAACCAUCUUAAGAGAUGAAACAGUCGUGGAGGUUCAAGAUGUUGAUAUAAAAGCAGAGGAAAAACCAAUAGAAGCAGGUGAAGGUGAAAAGGUGGGAAUUCUUGAUGACAUCCCUGUUAAUGUCUAUAACACAGAACUGGUGGAAGAGGUGACCGUGGAGCAAAGCUAUCAAGUGCCAAGUCAUGAGGAAGCAGAGCCAAAAAUUGCAGUUGAAGAUGAGAAAUCAGAAGACCAUCCUGAAAGGAAUCACAUGAUAGUUGAAGAGCCUCUAUUACAGGUCAUUGAUGAACCAAAGAUCACAAGUCGAGAUUUCAGUGAAGAACAAAUCAUAGAAGGCAAUGUCGUGAGUUCUACACCAGAAUCAAUCGAAGAAGAUACAGUUAAGAGCUCUCAAGACAAUGAGAAAGAGACAAUAGAGUUGAAGGAAGAGGGCAGCUGUACAGAGAAUGCAAAAGAUGAAAAUGCUAGUGACCUCACACGGGAGUAUAUUCCAGAAGAUGCACCUAAGCAGAUCAAAGAUGAACAGUAUAAUGCAGUCAAGUCCGAAAACGAGAUUCUUGAAGAUUCACAGACUAUUGAGGUAGAUGAGAGAACCACAUGUGAGACAAAAAAUAUCGAAAAAUCUGAAGAAAUUCCUAGUACAUUACCAGUGAAAUAUGAAGAAGUUCAGCAGGGAGAGGGGAGCUGUACAGAGAGCACAAAAGAGGAAAAUGCUAAUGACCACACACGAGAGUAUGUUCCAGAAGAUGCUACUGAGCGGAUCAAAGAUGAAGACUGUAACACAGUAGAGUCCAAAAACGAGGUUCUUGAAGAUUCACAGACUGUUGAGGUAGAUGAGAGCACCACAUGUGAGACAAAGAAUCUUGAAACAACUGAAGAAAUUCCUAGUACAUUACCAGUGAAAUAUGAUGAAGUUCAGCAGGGAGAGGGGAGCUAUACAGAGAGCACAAAAGAGGAAAAUGCUAGUCACCUCACACGGGAAUAUGUUCCAGAAGAUGCUACUGAGCAGAUCAAAGAUGAAGACUGUAAUGCAGUCAAGUCCGAAAACGAGAUUCUUGAAGAUGAGAGCACCACAUGUGAGACAAAGAAUCUCGAAAGAUCUGAAGAAAUUCUUAGUACAUUACCAGUGAAAUAUGAUGAAGUUCAGCAGGGGGAAGGCAGCAGCCCAGCUCCGACAGAACCUUUGAAGGAGGAGGACACAUUGUCUGUGCAAGUGGCUAAAGAUGAUGAUGGCGAUAAUGGUGCAGUCAAUAUUACAGAAACGGGUGCAAAAGUACCACCAAAUGAUGAAGAAGAUUCACCAGAGGUGUUGCAGAAAUAUGAACCAGAAGAGGAGAUUACGGAAUUGCCACACGUGAAACCUGAAGAAACUACACCAGAAUCGUCAAGUGAAAAUGCAGAAGUUAUUACCUGCAGAAAAGAGGAAAUACAAGAAUCAUUGGACAAAGAAAAGGAUACAAAAGAAAGUGACACUUCAUCAGGGGAGGUGUUGGAGACUACAAUUACAGAAGCAUUACCGGAAAUUCAUACUGUUGAGGACCCUGCAGAGAGGGCCACAGAAUAUCAGGCAUGUAUUGAGGCAGCUGAGUUGAGUACAGAAGGAGAAAAGGAGAACUCAGAGGAACAAACUACUCGAGAAGUCUCUUCUUCACUGAUAGUAGAAACAAGUGAGGAAAGCUCAAAGGAAGAAGAAGAGAAAAAUGAAGGACAAGUAGAAUGUAAAGAUUCAAUUGAGGAAGUAAAAUCUGAAACCUUAGAGGACACAACAGAGCCAAAACCAAUUUCAGAGGAAGAAAGCAACAAAUCACUUGUUCAAGAUAAUUCCUUUUCACUGGAGGCAUCAGAGAAAGAGAUUGAAAAAGAGAUUCAGGGGGAGUAUAGCUCCACAGUAAGAAGUUUUGACUCCAAAGUUGUGAGUAAUGAAACAGGCUUGACGGAAGCCACAACCGAAGACAAAGAGCAGGUGAAAACUACUCACAUUUCUUCUGAAGAGAAGGACAAUGAAGGUACUGAUGUCCACAACACUGAACUGGUCCGAGAAACAUUAGUAGAACCAAGCUUUCAAGUGCAAACUCUUGAAGAUGAAGCAGCACCAAAAUUGGAAGUUGAAGAUGAAACUAAUAAAUCAGAUGAUCUUCCUGAGAAAAAUAACAAGAUUUGUGAAGAAGAGGUACAUGAUGGACCAAAGAUCACAGACAGAGAUUUCAAUGAAGAACAAAUCACAGAAGCAAACGUUGCAAAUCUUACAACUGAACCAGUUCAGGAACAAGAGACGGGUAAGGACUAUCAAGCCGAGGAAAGGGAGACAGAAAGGUCAUAUGAGGAGGGAAGCAGUAUAGAGAACAUAAAAGAAGGCAAUGCCAGUGACAUUUCAACUGAGUGUGUUCCAGAGGAUAUAGACGAAAAGCUUAAAGAAUGCAUAGAGGAGGCAGUUGAGUCCAAAGAGCAAAUCAUAGAAGGCAAAGCCGCGAGUUUUACACCGGAGUCCAUUGAAGAUGAUACGGUUAAGAACUCUCAAGACAGUGAAAAAGAGACAAUAGAGCUAAAGGAAGAGGAGAGCUGUACAGAGAGCAUAAAAGAAGAAAAUGCUAGUGAACUCUCACCAGAGUACAUUCAAGAAGAUGGAAGCAAAAAUUUCAAAGAUGACAAGGAGGAUGCAUUGAAAUCCGAAGAGGAGAUUCUUGAAGAUUCACAGACUCUGGGUGUAGUUGAGAGCACUACAUGUGAGACAGUUAAUGUCGAAAGAUCUGAAGACAUAUUUAUUGCAUUACCAGCGAAAUAUGAUGAGGGGAGCAGCCCUGCUCCAACAGAAGCUUCGAAGCAGGAGAAUAUAGAUGAGGACACAUCUUCUGUCCAAGAGACUAAAGACAAGGAUGGUGAAGUUACUGUUACCGAAACAAGUGCAGAGGCACCAUCAAAUGAUGAAGAUGAUUCACCACAGGUCUUACAGAAAUAUGAACCAGAAGAGGAGCUUACAAUAUUGCAAGACGCGCAGCCUGAAGAAAUGAAGCCAGAACCAUCAAGUGAAAUUGAAGAAGUAAUAACCUGCACAAAAGAGGAAACACAAGAAUCCUUGGACAAAGAAAAUGAUACAAAAGAAAGUGACGCUUCAACUGGAGAGGCAUGUAUUGAAGCAGCUGAGUUGAGUACAGAAGGAGAAAAAGAGGAACAGACCACUCAAGAAGUCUCCUCUUCUCCAAUAGGAGAAGAAACAACUGAUGAAAGCUCAAAGGAAGAAGAGAAAAAGGAAGCACAUGAAGAAUGUAAAGAGGCCAUUGAAGGAGAGAGCUCCUUUUCGUCAAAAGCAUCGGAGAAAGAGAUUAAAAAAGAGAUUCAGGGGGAGUAUAGCUCCACUGUAAGAAGUUUUGACUCCGAAGUUGUGAGUGAUGAAAGGGGCUUGACAGAAGCCACAGAGCAGGUAGAAACUACUCACAUUGCUCCUGAAGAGAAGGACAUUGGAGGUAAAGAUGUCUACAACACUGAACUUGUUGGAGAAACGGUAGAACCAAGCUCUCAAGUGCAAACUCUUGAAGAAGAAGUGGAAACGAAAUUGGAAGUUGAAGAUGAGACUGACAAAUCAGAUGAUCAUCCUGAAAAGGGUGACAAGAUUUGUGAAGAGGUUCUUGAUGAACCAAAGAUCACAGACACAGAUUUUCAUGAAGAACAAAUCACAGAGGGAAAUGUCGCAAGCUGUGCAAGUGAAUCAGUUGAGGAAGGAACUGUUAAAGACUAUCAAGCCGACGAAAAAGAGAGAGGGAGUGAUGAAACGAGCUUGAUGGUAGCCACAACCGAAGACAAAGAGCAGGUGGAAACUACUCAGAUUGCUCCUGAAGAGAAGUACAAUGAAGGUACUGAUGUCUACAACACUGAACUGGUUGGAGAGACGGUAGAACCAAGCUUUCAAGGGCAAACUCUUGAAGAAGAAGCAACACCGAAAUUGGAAGUUGAAGAUGAUAAUGACAAAUCAGAUGAUCUUCCUGAGAAGAAUAACAAGAUUUGUGAAGAGGUACUUGAUGAACCAAAGAUCACAGACAGAGAUUUCAAUGAAGAACAAAUCACAGAAGGAAUUGUCACAAAUCUUACAACUGAACCAAUUGAGGAACAAGAGAUGGUUAAGGACUAUCAAGGCAAGGAAAGGGAGACAGAAAUGUCAAAUGAGGAGGGAAGCAGUAUAGAGAACAUAAAAGAAGGCAAUGCCAAUGACAUUUCAACUGAGUGUGUUCCAGAGGAUACAGGUGAAAAGCUUAAAGAAUGCAUAGAGGAGGCAGUUGAGUCCAAAGAACAAAUCAUAGAAGGCAAUUUUGUGACUUCCACACCAGAAUUGAUUGAAGAAGAUACAGUUAAGAACUCUCAAGACAGUGAAAAAGAGACAAUAGAGCUAAAGGAAGAGGGGACAUGUACAGAGAGCAUAAAAGAAGAAAAUGCCACCGAACUCUCACCAGAGUACAUUCAAGAAGAUGGAAGUAAAAAGUUCAAUGAUGACAAGGAGGAUGCGUUGAAGUCUGAAGAGCAGAUUCUUGAAGAUUCACAGACUGUGGGUGUAGUUGAGAGCACUACAUGUGAGACAGUUAAUGUCAAAAGAUCUGAAGACAUUCUUAUUGCAUUACCAGCGAAAUAUGAUGAGGGGAGCAGCCCUGCUCCAACAGAAGCUUCGAAGCAGGAGAAUAUAGAUGAGGACACAUCUUCUGUCCAAGAGACUAAAGACAACGAUGGUGCAGUUACUGUUACCGAAACAAGUGCAGAGGUACCAUCAAAUGAUGAAGAUGAUUCACCACAGGUCUUACAGAAAUAUGAACCAGAAGAGGAGCUUACAAUAUUGCGAGACAUGCAGCCUGAAGAAAUGAAGCCAGAACCAUCAAGUGAAAUUGAAGAAGUAAUAACCUGCACAAAAGAGGAAACACAAGAAUCCUUGGACAAAGAAAAGGAUGCAAAAGAAAGUGACACUUCAACUGGAGAGGCAUGUAUUGAAGCAGCUGAGUUGAGUACAGAAGGAGAAAAAGAGGAACAGACCACACAAGAAGUCUCCUCUUCUCUGAUAGGAGAAGAAACAACUGAGGAAAGCCCAGAGGAAGAAGAGAACAAGGAAGAAGCACAUGAAGAAUGUAAAGAGGCCAUUGAGGGAGAUAGCUCCUUUUUGUCAAAAGCAUCGGAGAAAGAGAUUGAAAAGGAGAUUCAGGGGGAGUAUAGCUCCACUGUAAGAAGUUUUGACUCCGAAGUUGCGAGUGUUGAAAGAGGCUUGACAGAAGCCACAGAGCAGGUAGAAACUACUUGCAUUGCUCCUGAAGAGAAGGACAUUGAAGGUACUGAUGUCUACAACACUGAAUUGGUAGAACCAAGCUUUCAAGUGCAAACUCUUGAAGAAGAAGUAACACCGAAAUUGGAAGUUGAAGAUGAAACUGACAAAUCAGAUGAUCUUCCUGAGAAGAAUAACAAGAUUUGUGAAGAGGUACUUGAUGAACCAAAGAUCACAGACAGAGAUUGCAAUGAAGAACAAAUCACAGAAGCAAACGUCGCAAAUCUUACAACUGAACCAGUUCAGGAACAAGAGACGGUUAAGGACUAUCAAGCUGAGGAAAGGGAGACAGAAAGGUUAAAUGAGGAGGGAAGCAGUAUAGAGAACAUAAAAGAAGGCAAUGCCAGUGACAUUUCAACUGAGUGCGUUCCAGAGGAUAUAGAUGAAAAGCUUAAAGAAUGCAUAGAGGAAGCAGCUGAGUCCAAAAAGCAAAUCAUAGAAGGCAAUGUCACGAGCUUAACACCAGAAUCAAUUGAAGAAGAUACAGUUAAGAACUCUCAAGACAGUGAAAAAGAGACAAUAGAGCUAAAGGAAGAGGGGACAUGUACAGAGAGCAUAAAAGAAGAAAAUGCCACCGAACUCUCACCAGAGUACAUUCAAGAAGAUGGAAGUAAAAAGUUCAAUGAUGACAAGGAGGAUGCGUUGAAGUCUGAAGAGCAGAUUCUUGAAGAUUCACAGACUGUGGGUGUAGUUGAGAGCACUACAUGUGAGACAGUUAAUGUUGAAAGAUCUGAAGACACUCUUAUUGCAUUACCUGCGAAAUAUGAUGAGGGGAGCAGCCCUGCUCCAACAGAAGCUUCGAAGCAGGAGGAUAUAGAGGAGGACACAUCUUCUGUCCAGGAGACUAAAGACAAGGAUGGUGCAGUUACUGUUACCGAAACAAGUGCAGAGGCACCAUCAAAUGAUGAAGAUGAUUCACCACAAGUCUUACAGAAAUAUGAACCAGAAGAGGAGCUUACAAUAUUGCGAGACCUGCCGCCUGAAGAAAUGAAGCCAGAACUAUCAAGUGAAAUUGAAGAAUUAAUUACCUGCACAAAAGAGGAAACACAAGAAUCCUUGGACAAAGAAAAGGAUGCAAAAGAAAGUGACACUUCAACCGGGGAGGCAUGUAUUGAAGCAGCUGAGUUGAAAGAGGAACAGAUCACACAAGAAGUCUCCUCUUCUCUGAUAGGAGAAGAAACAACUGGGGAGAGCUCAAAAGAAGAAGAGAAAAUGGAAGCACAUGAAGAAUGUAAAGAACCCAUUGAGGGAGAUAGCUCCGUUUUGUUGAAAGCAGCGGAGAAAGAGAUUGAAAAGGAGAUUCAGGGGGAGUAUAGCUCCACGGUAAGAAGUUUUGACUCCGAAGUUGUGAGCGACAAAAGGGACUUGAAAGAAGCCACAGAGCAGGUAGAAACUCCUCACAUCGCUCCUGAAGAGAAGGACAUUGGAGGUAAAGAUGUCUACAACACUGAACUUGUCGGAGAAACUGUAGAACCAAGCUCUCAAGUACAAACUCUUGAAGAAGAAGGGGAAACGAAAUUGGAAGUUGAAGAAGAGACUGACAAAUCAGAUGAUCAUCCUGAGAAGGGUGACAAGAUUUGUGAAGAGGUACGUGAUGAACCAAAGAUCACAGACAGAGAUUUCAAUGAAGAACAAAUCACGAGGGGAAAUGUCGCGAGUUGUGCAAGUGGAUCAGUUGAGGAAGAAACUGUUAAAGACGAUCAAGGCGACCAAAAAGAGAGAGACGGUUCAAAUGAGGAGGGAAGCAGUAUAGAGAACAUAAAAGAAGGCAAUGCCAGUGUCAUCUCAACUGAGAGUGUUCCAAAGGAUAUAGUCGAAGAAAGGACAGGGGAAGCAGUUGAGUCCAAACAAGAGAUCCUACAAGAAUCACAGAAGGACGAUAGAGAUGAGGAAACAUUUCCAAUCAAAGUGGCUGAAGACAAUGAUGACUACAAUAGUACAGUCGUGCUUUCAGAAGCAGGUGCAGAGGUAACAUCAAUUGGUGAAGAAUCAUCAGAAGUUGCACAAAUCCUUGAACUGGGAGAGAAGCACGCCCAGGUUGAAGCUAGUAAUUUAGCAGAUGAGAUUGAAGUUCGCGACUUGGAGGACAAGGUUUCUGUUGCUGAAACGACAGAAGAAGAGACUAAGGAAGUCGAAUUGUCUAAUUUGGCUCUAGAAAAGCUAGAUUCUGAUGCACCUGAAGAAGAAACCACAGAAAGUUCUGAAGUGGUUCCUGAAUUUGAUUCUAAAAGCACUGAUGUAGUUGCACAAGAUGAGGUCACUGCUGAUCAGACACUCGAUGAGGAAAUAUCAAAAGAGCCUUCUACAUUGCCUUCCGAGGAAAAGGAGGUCAAAGCUUCUGAAGAUGAGCACGCGAAGGAAGCAGAAGUGCCAACUGAAGAAGACAGAGGAGAUUUAUUGGCUGCAAGGACAGCGGAAGAGACAUGCUUGCCAAAGGAAGAGCCCAGAGAGCUCAAAGUUUCUGAAUUGGCUCUUGAAAGGCUAGACGCCGGGGAAACUGAAGAAGAAACCAAAGAAAAUUCUGAAAUGGUCUCUAAAUUUGAUUCCCAAAGCAUUGGUGUAGUUUCUGAAUUGGCUCUUGAAAGGCUAGACGCCGGGGAAACUGAAGAAGAAACCAAAGAAAAUUCUGAAAUGGUCUCUAACUUUGAUUCCCAAAGCAUUGGUGUAGUUUCUGAAGAUCAAACACAGUGUGAGGGUGAAAAGGAGGAAAAGACCUCUGAAUUAGUUCAGGAGACACUAGAUGCUGAUGCACCUGAAGAAGAAACCAAAGAUGGUUCUGCAAUGGUUCCUAAAGUUGAUUCUGAAAGCAUUGAUGAACUUGUGAAAGAGGAUAUCAUUGCUGAUCAGACGCUCCCGGAAGGCAUAUCAACAGAGCAACUGCAAAUACCGUCUACUGCAUUGCUUCCCAAGGAAAAGGAGCUCGAAGCUUCUGAACAUGAGCAUGAAACUACAAGUGUAGACAAGAACAUAGAAAAGGACAACCUGAAAGAAGUGGAAGUGCCAGCUGAUGAAGACAAACAAGAGUUAUUUGCUGCAACGCCAACAGAGACAUGCUUGCAAACAGAAGAGCCUAGAGAUUCUGAAUUGGCUCUGCACAAGCUAGAUGCCGGUGAAACUGAAGACGAAAUCAAGGAAACUUUUGAAACAGUCACUAAAUCUGAUUCUCAAAGCGUUGUUGUAGCUUGCGGAGAUGAAAUCGUUGUCGAUCAAACACUGUGUGAGGGGAUAACCGACACACCCCUUUCCAAAGAAAGGGAGUUGGGAGCUUCUGAAUUGGCUCUGGAAAAGCUAGAUGCUGUGAACACUGAAGAAAUUAAAGAAAGUCCUGAAAUAGUUCCUAAAUUUGAUUCUGGAAUCAUUGUAGUUUCCAGUGAUGAGAUUACCAUUGAUCAAACACUCAAUGAAGAGAUAAUGAAGGAGCAAAUUCAAUCACCAUCUUCUACAUUGCUUCCCGAGGAAAAGGAGCACGAAACUUCUGAACCUGAACAUGAAACUACAACUCAAGACAAGAGUACAGAACAAGAGUGCACAAAGGAAGUAGAAAUGUCAGCCGAUGACAAUAUGCAAGCUCCAUUGGCUGCAAGGCCAGUAGAAGAGGAAUGCUUGCAAAAGGAAGAGCCGAGUGUGCUCGGUGUUUCUGAAGAAGCCAAUGAAACUUUUGAAACAGUCUCUAGAUCUGACUUUCCAAGCAUUGCAGCAGAUCCAAAAGAAGAAAUCACUGCUGAUAAGACACUCAGUGAGGGAGUAACAGACAUACGAAUUGAAAUAUCGUCUUACACUCCGCUUCAUGAGGAAAAGGAGCCCAAGGCUUCUGAAUUAGAUCUAGAAAAGCUAGAUGCAGAUACAACUGAAGAAGAAAUUAAAGAAGGUUCUGAAGUGAUUCCUCAAUCUGUUUCUCAAAGCAGUUGUGAAGUUUCGAAAGAUGAGAUAAUAGCUGAUCAACUUGAAGUACCAUCUUCUGCAUUGCUUCCUGAUGAAAACGAACUCAAGGCUUCUGAACAUGAGCAUGAAACUAUAAUAGACGACAAGACCAUAGAAGAUGAAAACCUGAAGGAAGUGGAAGAGCCAACGGAUGAAGCUUCACUAGAUAUAUUGGCUGCAAGGUCAGCAGAAGAGACAUGCUUGCGUAAGGAAGAGCCAAGUGGACUCAAGGUUCCUGAAUUGGCUGCAGAAAAGCUAGAGGCAGAUGAAACUGAAGAAGUCAAACAAGCUUUUGAGACAGUUUCUAAAUCUGGUUCUCAGAGCAUUAAUGCAGUUUCCCAAGAUGACACCAUUGCUGAUCAGACACUUUCUGAUGUGUUAACAGACAUGCCACUUGACAUACCAUCUUAUACUUCACUUCCCAAGGAAAAUGAAGAGGUCAAAGAGGCUGCAACUAAGUUGGCUCUGGAGAAGCUAGAUGCAGAUGCAGCUGAAGAGGUCAAAAAAGGUUCUGAAGUGAUUCCUCAAUCUGAUUUGCAAAGCAUCGAUGUAGUUGUCAAAGAUGAGAUCAUUGCUGAUCAGGUACUCCAUGAACGUAUAACAAAAGAGCAACUUCUAAUUCAAUCCCCUACAUUGCUUCCGGAGGAAAAGGAGCUCAAAGAAAUUGAACAUGAGCAUAAGAAUCUGGAAGAAGAGUCUGCAAAGGAAACAGAAGCGACAGCUGACGAAGGCACGAGAGAUGUAUUUGUGGCAAGCUCAGAAGAAAAGAUGCACUUGCAGAAGGAAGAGCCUAGAGAGCUCAAAGUUUCUGAAUUGUCUCCAGAAAAUGUAGGUGAAGGUGAAGAAGAAGUCACAGCAACUUUUGAAAGCACUGAUGCAGUUUCCAGAGAAGAAACCAUUGCCGAACAGACACUUCAUCAGAAUGACGAGCAACUUCAAAUAGCAUCUCCUACUUUGCUCCCUAAGGAAAAGGAAGAGGCAACUGAGCAAAAGGAAGAACUUGAAGAUUGCAAAGUUCUUGAGUUGUCUCCAAAAGGUGAAACUGAAGAGGAAACCAAAGAAGCCUUUGAAACAGCGCCUGGAGUUUCUUCGCAAAGCAUUGGUGAACUUGCCACAGAUGAGAUUGUUGAUCAAAUUCCACCUUCUUCAUUGAUCUCUGAGGAGAAGGGGUGUGAAAAUAUAACCACAAUCAAUAAUGCAGGAGAAGAAAGCAUGAAUGUUGUGGAAACACCAAAUGAUGAGGGCAGAAAAGACACAAAGUCAGCAGAAGAGACAAGUAUUCCAAUUGAAGAGCCCAGGGAACUCAACGUUUCUGGUUUGGAUCCCUCAAGUCAAUACACAGAGAGGGACAGUUCAAAUGAAGUACAUGAAGAAGAGGAAAUAUAUAUUGAUUCAAAUGAAGCCAAAAAGAAUGAAGCUUCAAAUGAAGAGAAGAAUCUCAAGGUAGCUACCUCCGAUUCAAGAGCAGAAGAUUCAAGUGAGACAACAAUUGAAGCGAAUCAAACUGCAAAAAUUGAAGUUCCAAAUGAAGAGAUCAAGGAAGAAAAGGAAGUUGCAAAAGAUUCUCAGCUCAUUUCUGUUGAAGUAAACACAAGAGAGAGCCAGCAAGAAAAUGAAUCAAGACAAGAAAAAUAUCCAGAAGAGAAGAAUGAUACAUUUACAGCGCCAAGUGAAUAUCAUCAUGAGGUGCCAGAGGUAGAUAAAACUGGAAGUGUGAGUGAGGAUAUUGAAAAACAGGUGAAACCAGAUGAUAAAAGUUCCAUGGACCAUAGUCAAUAUGAAGCAGAGGGAAGGAUUCAGGAGACGGCUAUUCAUUUGGGGCUUGAAAAUCAGGGAGAUGAAAUAAACUGUGAAAAUAGAACAAGAGAAGUCACAUAUCCAGUGGAAAAGGACUCAAGCGUGGAGGUUUUCCAAGGUGUCUUGGGCGUUGAGGAAACCGAUGAAACCACUCAAAACACCAAGCAGCUAGAGAAAGAAUCUCAUGCGACUGAUAUUCCAAGUAGCAAAGAUGAUGCUCUAAAUUUUCUCCAGGACCCAAAAUUGGAGGACUCUACACCUAGCAAUGACACCUUGGUUGCUAGAGAAACCAAAGAAGAAACAUCAGGUAUAGAAACAGCUGACCCGACAUCUGCUCAGAUACCAUUAUCUGAAAGACUCAUGGAUGAAUCAACAAAAGAAAGAAUGAAAGUGGUUACACACUUGACUGAAGAGAAAGAACCCACAGUUGGCAAAGAGCUUCAAGCUGACAAAGAAGAAGAGGAAGAGCAUGAAAAUGUUGAAGAAGCAAAAACAGACGAAGAGAAAGAAGAUACUGAACACAAACGAGCAUAUCAAGGCUAUGAUGAACCUGUCAUUGUAGAAGCCUCUAGAGAUACUGAAGUGAAGGUUUCACCCAAGAAAUCUCAUAACAUCCUUUCGGGGAUGGGGUCAAAGGUCAAGCAUUCUAUUUCAAAAGUGAAGAAAGCCAUUAUUGGCAAGUCUUCCAAUUCAAAGACACAAUCAGAGAAAUAAAACAGCAAGAGACCAGAUGAUUCCAUUUCCAGCAGAUAAAGGAAUGAAUGCAUAAAUGCUUUAAGUGGCUGUCUUGCUCUGAGUUUGGUUGGUUUUCAGCACUAUCAGGGAGAGAUUUGAUUUUGGUGUGUACUUGUGCGGCUUGAGUAGGUUCAUAUUCAUUAUUAGUGUAAAUGUGCAGCUUGGAAUGUUCAUUAUUUGUAGAGAUGUGCGGCUUGAAAAGCUUAUGUUCACUAUUUGUAGCGAUGUGCAGCUUGAAUAAGUUGGCAUUCAUUAUUGGUGUAGAGUGAGAAAAUUUGUAAGAUUGUAAAUUUUGGUGUAAUGUAAGAUUGUAAAUUAAAUAUUUGAAUGCCUUAAGCCCUUACGGGUUGCUAUCA